CAACCUGAGCAACAACAAGCUGAGGGACAUCCGUGAAGGUGUGUUUGAUGGAGCAGGUGGAGUUUUGGAGCUGCUGCUGACGGGGAACAAGCUGACCGGGCUGCAGGGACGCAUGUUCAGAGGCCUCGGUGGCCUGAAAACCCUCAUGCUGCGGAGCAACCAGAUCAGCUGCAUUGACAACAGCACAUUCACGGGUCUGAGCUCGGUGCGUCUGCUGUCGCUGUACGACAACAGGAUCUCCAGUAUCGCCCCAGGAGCCUUCUCCACCCUGCACUCCCUGUCCACCAUCAACCUUCUGUCCAACCCGUAUAUGUGUGACUGUCACUUGGCCUGGCUGGGUCAGUGGCUGAAGAAGACCAGGGUGGUCAGUGGGAACCCUCGCUGCCAGAAGCCAGCCUUCCUCAAGGAGAUUCCCAUCCAGGACGUGGCCACCCCAGACUUCACUUGUGAUGGUGCUGAGGAUAAUGGUUGUCUUCCUGCGUCUGGUUGUCCUGACGUCUGCACGUGCUCAGACGGCGUGGUGCGAUGCAGCAACAGAGGGCUGCACUCUCUGCCCAAGGGCAUUCCCAAGGACACCACCGAGCUUUACCUGGAGGGUAAUAUGCUGACAUCUGUGCCCAAGGAGUUGGCAGCCCUGAAGCAGCUGUCGCUGGUGGACCUGAGCAACAACAGCAUCAGCACCUUGGCCCCGUACACCUUCAGCAACAUGACUCAGCUGGCCACACUCAUCCUGAGUUACAACCAGAUCCGCUGCAUCCCGGUCCAUGCCUUCGACGGGCUCAAGUCACUUCGCCUGCUGACUCUCCAUGGAAACGACCUUUCGACCAUCCCAGAAGGAGCGUUCAACCACCUGACCUCUCUCUCCCACCUGGCUCUCGGCGCAAACCCCCUGUACUGUAACUGUGACCUCCGCUGGCUUUCUCAGUGGGUCAAGGCCGGCUUUAAAGAGCCUGGCAUUGCUCGUUGUACUGGACCUCCUGACAUGGCUGACAGGCUGCUGCUCACCACACCACUCAACAGAUUUCAGUGUAAAGGUCCGGUGGAUAUCAGCCUGAUGUCGAAGUGCACCCCCUGCCUGGCAGCACCCUGCCAAAACAAUGGUACCUGUGUGUCUGAUGCUGUUGGAUCUUACCGCUGCACCUGUCCAUAUGGAUUCAAGGGUCAAGACUGUGAAGUUCCCAUCAACGCCUGUAUUAGCUUUCCCUGUUCUAAUGGAGGAACCUGCCACAUCCAGCCGGGCCAAGAAGACCACUUCAGCUGUGUGUGUCCGCCAGGGUUCGAGGGCCAGCGUUGUGAGAUAAACCCAGAUGACUGUGAAGACAAUGACUGUGAGAACAACUCCACCUGCAUCGACGGAGUCAACAACUACACCUGCGUCUGUCCGCCCAACUACACAGGCCAAGCUUGUCACCCACACACUCAGUAAUCCUUGUCCUGGUUUCCAUUUCGCUGUAGGUGCGAGUGUUUACCAGGCUAUGUGGGCCAACACUGUGAGCAGGACUAUAAUGACUGUCUGGAGAACAAGUGUCAACACGGAGCAGAGUGUGUGGACGCUGUCAAUGGCUAUACCUGCGUCUGUAAAGAGGGUUUCAGCGGGCUGUUCUGCGAGAACCCUCCACCAAUGAUCUUGCUGCAGACGAGCCCCUGCGACCAAUCGGACUGCCAGAACGGCGCCCAGUGCCUGGUGGUUGCCGGGGAGCCCAUCUGCCGCUGCAUGCCUGGUUUCUACGGCAACAAAUGUGACAAGAUGGCCACCGUUCACUUCCUGGGUCGCGAUGGGUACGUGGAGCUGCCGAGCGCGAAGCUCCGACCGACUGCUCACAUUUCACUGCAGGUGGCUACAGAUAAAGACAACGGUAUUUUGUUGUACAAGGAGGACCACGACCCGUUGGCGUUGGAGCUUUAUCAGGGACACAUAAGGCUCAUUUAUGACAUCGCCAACUACCCGCCGACCACCGUCUACAGUGUUGAGUCGGUGAAUGACGGGCUUUUCCACACAGUUGAGCUGUUGAUUCAGAACCGCUCGCUGAGCUUGGUGGUGGACAACGGUGCCCCCAAGAGCUUGGGCAAGCUAGCACGCCAGCCGUCCGUCGACCACAACACCCAACUUUACAUUGGAGGUGUACCAUCCCAGGUGGUGGCCUCAGGUCUACGUCCGGGUCCUGAACGUUCCCCUCAGGCUUUUAAUGGCUGCAUUCACAAUGUCCGGAUCAACGGCGAAGCUCAAGACCUGAGUUACAGAUCCACAGGAGGACGGCCACAAGCGGUUGGAAGCAAGGCUGAUGGCAUUCUUGCCGGCUGUCAUUCCUGCAGCGUGUGUGCACAGGGUGCCUGCAGAGAGGGAGGGGAGACGGGGGUAACUUGUGAUUGUCCUCCAGGACGCAGCGGAGCCCUGUGUGACGAGAUGACAGCCACUAACCAGUGUCAGAACAGCAGAUGCGUUCACGGUCUCUGCGUGCCAAAGGGUCAGUCUUACAGCUGCCAGUGCAACGAGGGCUAUCAGGGUCAGUACUGUGACCGACGGCAGGAGCCUCCAGCCUGCAGGGGGCACCGCUGCGGACGUGGGGAGUGUCGCGUGUCCGAAGACGGAGGGCCGGUCUGCCUCUGUCAGCCAGGAUACACCGGACCCACCUGCGACACAGAGCUCACCUGUCAAGGAGAAAUGGUGAGAGAGCAGCUGAGGCGCCACCAAGCCAUGAGAACAUGCACAUCCACCAGCAAGGUCCCCCGCAUGGAUUGUCCCAGAUCCUGCCAGGCUUCAGCGCCCCCUGGUGUCUGCUGCGGCAUCACCAAGAGCAGACGGAGAAAGGUGGUUUUCCGUUGCACUGACGGCACCUCGUACUCAGAGGAGAUGGAAACCGCUCUGGAAUGUGGCUGCUCCAAAUGCCCAUUGUAACAGUACAGCAGUUUGUCUGUUUGUUUUGCAACACCCACCGCUGCCAUUUUGUGAAUUCUGCACGUCAACGAGGCUGUCGCUCUCCCACGUUGAUGACCACCAGCAAUACGUGAUUUUUUUUUUUUUUUUUUUUCUUUUUGAAAUUUCCACAUCUUGUUCGACCGCUGCCAAUUUUGCUGCCAAGAGAAACUACAUACAAAAACAACAAUGGGACAUGUGUGCGUGUUUUUUGACAGAGAGAAAAUAUAUUGUAAGAUAUAAGUGAGAAAAAACAUAGAACUUAUUUUUAUUAUGGAUUUUGUUUUCUAAAAGAUGAUAAAAGGACUGAUGAAUUGUUUUUUAAUAUGUUGAUUAUAUAAUGUGUUACAUAGUAUAAAAAAAAAGUUAUUUUGUACCUUGUAAGAAGAAGAAGUACACAGCAAAAUAGAUUAACAUUCCUUAAAAGUAUAUGAAUUUAUAUGUAUGUAUAAAUCUAUAUAAAUAUUUACCCUAACCCAAUGAAUUUUAUAUCUUCUAAGUGUAUUUGCAUGAUGUUAAUGUGAGUGUCGACGUGUGGGAGGCUUUGGACACUGAGAGAAGAGAGCUGAGAAAGAGGAGCUCCGUUUCACAUUCCACAACAAGGAAAAGGUGGCAGUCUUUUGUUGCCCUCUCUGUUGGAGGCUAAAAGGGAACUGUAUGUGCCUAGCUAACCUGCUUCACUAUAUAAUGGACAUCAUCCUCACAUGUGAGUUCACAUAAAAGACUCUUUCCACAGAGAUGCUUUAACAGUUUGUUAAUAUUGUGAUAUUCUCUAGUUUGCUGUUGCACGCCAGACUUGGAGCCACAUGACGUUUGACACGAGAACCUGAAAGACAUCUGCUAUUCAUUAGGAGUUUAUCAUAAAUCAGGAACUCCCGUUCAAAUAAAGAACAGUGAAAAUCAUACUGUACAUUCAGCAUUAGGCUGACUCCGCAUCCCUGAUGAGCCUUGAGAGCUCAUAACAUAGGCCCAGGAGAAAAUAGGAAGACAUCUGUAAUCGCACCACCCAUUCACAUAACUACUUGCUCGGUGUAGCUGGUUGUGAUCAGCGGUGUUCCCUGUUUCACCUCUAGCCAACAGUGAUGCCGCAGCGUACUGACACAUCCUGCAGUACACUCGUACAUCACUGGAGCAAGGUGAGGUGUUCAACUACUGGAGAAAAAAACAGCAAAUACAACAUUUUCAACUGCUUAAGUUGCUCUUUCAGUGGCUGCUCAACAAGAUGACUUUCUGACUGGGCAAGAAAGCUGUUUGAAUACAGUCACACCAAAGUCGUCUGCAUUUGCCUUAAUGGAUAAGUUGAGUUAUACAAGUUCAGUGUGUGCUUUUUUAGAAAUUCAAAAGUGAUGCUGCAAUAUAAUUAUCAUUUCAACAGCUGCUACUGACUGAUUGGUCAUUUCGGAUGAGUAUAUAGUUAUUGUUGUGUCACAUGUGGCAAGUGACUCCUUGAAAACACAAUCCAGAUUCUGUGGUGGCCUUCUGUAGUUCCUAAAGGAAACAACGCUCAAAUAAAACUCCUAUCUCCUCAUCAGAUUCUGUUUCAAGGCCCUAUGAAACACAGUAUUGAUGCAUUCGCUGUGGUAUAAGGUUUUCUUUUUAAAUGUAGCUCUAUCAUUUUUGGUGAAUCGUGAUGUGCAUUAAGGUGCAAAGGAAAGGAAUCCAUGAGGCACGUACUUCAAAACUGUUAAAAGGUGAAGCUUUUGAACGAGUUGGUAAUGUUGAAAUGUCAUUGACAGUGCGGGGUGGAGGGUAAAAAGUGCCUUUCAGUUGUUGACCAAAAGACAAAGUGCUCCAGUCUGAUCACAGCAAACCUCCACAGCAACGAUUCAGCUGCCACGUAUCUUCUGUAACUGUGUCAGAAUCCGAUUUCAAGCAAGAAACUACAACACAGCUGAAGAAAACUUCAACACCAGCGCAGUUCCUCACUGCCCAUAGCUGACUAACACAAUUAAAAGUAUAGCAAAAGAAUAUGAUGUAACUACUACUGUACUGUUUACUUUAUACAUUGUUGCUUUGUUUACAACAGAUUCAAAGUAUUGCCACAUGUUUGCAGUUCAUUUACAGCUAUGUUAUCUAGGUUUGCAACAUAUCAGUGUUAUCCUUGUCUGUUAACAUUACACUUGUGUUUCUUCUACCUGAUCCUUGGCCUCGCUUCUUUUCUACGCACCUUCUCCAUCCUGUUCCUGCUUCACUCACGUACUUUUCCUCACGUCAUGCCCAUGAUGUCGCUUCAAUUCCUUCCACCCAUUCAUUUCUCGUUCUAAUUCUUUGCCUCUUCCCAUUAUCACAACACAUCAAACCUUUACCUGCUACCCCCCCUUAACUUUCUCUCUUCACACCCUCUUGUCCUCAUCCUAAAUGGUUUAGUUCUUCAUUGUGAGCAGAAUAAAACACCUCAGUUAUUAGUUAUUGACAAAAAAAAAUAACUGUAAAGUCAGUCACUUCCAUUGUAUAGGUCCUAGGUUUGAAAAAAAAAAUAAAACAUGAUUAUGUGAGUGAUGAUAAUUGAUACUUAUGUUGAAUGUUAAAAUUAAACUACCAUUGAAACUGUAA
This is a messenger RNA of Stegastes partitus (bicolor damselfish), 5467 nucleotides long. Its product is annotated as slit homolog 3 protein-like. Gene Ontology annotation, molecular function: protein binding; calcium ion binding. The transcript has 21 exons. The annotation marks the transcript as partial. Gene Ontology annotation, cellular component: signaling receptor complex; cell surface; plasma membrane. Lineage: Eukaryota; Metazoa; Chordata; Actinopteri; Pomacentridae. The record is from RefSeq and is a predicted model, not a curated record. Gene Ontology annotation, biological process: Notch signaling pathway; axon guidance.